AAGGUUUAGAAACAGCGACGUGACAAUAGAAAAAACAGUCACGAGUGAAUGUGACGAAAAAUAUUCAUUAUCAGCCAAGUGUUAAAAAGGCUUACCAAUCAGCUAUCAAGGUGGAUCAGGGUUGAUAUUCGUUCUAAGUAGAGAACCUGAACCGACAGUUGCCACUUCUCGUACUGAUUACAAUAACUGCCAUCAGCCAGGGACUGCCAAAGGUUGAACGUGGAGAUCUGGCUCCUGGAAUAUUGUUAAAGCAAGGUGGAAGCUACGUUUUGGACAACUAUAUGAACACCGUAACUGAAAACCUCAAGAAGAGAAUCACAGAUGCAGUUGACAUACCAGGCUUUAGAAAAGAAUCUACAUGCGGGGGAAGAGUCUGUGCAUUGAAAUUUGGCCAUAUAAAACUACAAGGUCUCUCGACAAUUUCUAUGAUGGGCACUGUGUCUGGGGGCUAUUCUCAGGAUUUUUUGGGCAUUUGGAUUAUUGGCAUCAUCGAUGCCAUUACUGCUAAAAGUCGAGGGACGCUGACGAUAAAAGGAAGGAAAAGGAACAAGAAGUUCCCACUGACUUUGACAGCAGCCGUCAAGCAGGUUGAUAUUGAUGCCUUAGCCUCUAUAGAUAAGAAUUCUUGCUCUGUGACUCGUACCUCGUCGUACCUGACAGUUUAUGAAACAAAUAUUACGUUCAGCAGGACAGAUUACAAUGUUAUUCUUGAAACCACUCCUCUGAUCGAAGAGAAAAUAAAGAAUUACAUAGAGAACUAUACCAGUACCUUCCAAACACUGCUCUAUGACGUUAUGAGGACGACCCCUUUGCCAGAUGGCGUCAAGAAUCAAUUACAGUGCUACGGAACAACAACAGGAACAACAGCAGCAGCAACAAUAACAACAACAACAACAGGAACAACAACAACAAGAGCCACAACAGGACAAACAACAUCAGGGCAGGGAUGGAGGUCCAACGACCAAGAAGAAGAGUGAGUGAACGUCAAGGACAAAUUGAUUGAUGUUCAUCAAUCACAGAAGGCCAAAUGGAAAGACUAAUGGAAGGAAACCUGAUCCCUUGAACAAAAUUUCUGUCAAGAACGCACGAACGAUUUUUUGCACACUUCCCUUUUCAGAAGCACCGAGAUGCACUUGUAGCCUAUUCACGAGUGGAACUGUGUUGGCCACGAUGAUGCCUUUUUGGAGUGGAUUAUUUGAUGCACGUAGUAUAUUAGAAGCACUGUCUUUACUGUUAGAAAAGAAGAAAAAAAUUGGACGAGAAUGUUGGGCACUAUCCAUGCUUCCUGUCACGAGGUAUAAACAUUCUUUGACACAGCACAUUUCCUACCGAAUGGAUGCCUGGUUCACUUUCACCUGUUCCUAAAUCUAAGUUAGUUUUAUUAUAAACUGUAGAAAAGGUUUUACUAAAAGAAUAAUUUCCCUUUUGAUUUGGAAUUUACAGUUCACUCUGACAAUAAUCUAUUGAUCAGCAUCACCGAGCUUUAAGAGCGAAGGCAAAACAAUAUCUUUACUUACUACUGAUUGAUGUUUCAGGACUAUUCUUAAAUCAUCAAUUGAUCCUUCAGGAAUAUUCUUAAAAAUACCUGGUUUAUCUUUUCUCCCUUAACUGAAAUGAAUAAAAAUUGGCUUGUCAUGAUUUUUCUUAUUAGAAUUUACCUUCUUUUAUGUGAAUUCGAUGGUUCAGGUUCCAGUGCAAAAAUUUCUGAUUCUUGAAAUUAUCAAGG
Macrobrachium nipponense is the source of this 1726-nucleotide messenger RNA. RefSeq lists its product as uncharacterized. The record is from RefSeq and is a predicted model, not a curated record. Lineage: Eukaryota; Metazoa; Arthropoda; Malacostraca; Decapoda; Palaemonidae. The transcript is spliced from 7 exons. The coding region runs from base 282 to 977 and encodes 231 amino acids.